AUGCCUUCCACCAGCGCGACCGCAGACUCGUCUGCGCAAUUUUGGAAGAAAGCCACGGCAGAAAUGGAAAUCAGUCGUCUUUCCCAUCUCACCCGCUCCUACGAGGGACAAGCACAAUGGAGGAGCUAUCCUGUCAACCCCAGCAUCGAGCUGCAGACGCUGAGCGCGUUUUGCGAGGCGCACCGGACCUCGCUCCUGGUGAUCCUCCAGACCGCGUGGGCCGCAGUUCUGGGUCGGUUCCUUGCGACAGACACUGCGACUUUCGCCAGCAGCCUGGAAAAUGGCGAUGAGGCGAAGCACGGUGUUUGCGGUGCGAUCUGGUCGCGGGGCGCUACCACGCUGCAUGAGCUGUUAGAACAGCUUCAGCGGGGGUACGAGGCGUCGUUUGCGCACCAGGAUAUACCGUUAGGGGAGCUGGAACAGCUGUUGAAUGUGGUUCCUGAUACUGGGGUAAGGGUGAAGCACAUUAGCUGGCCCGGCGCGUCUCCGUAUCAAUCGGGGGGAAGCGACAAGCGGGUGAUUGAAUUGGUCGCACAAGUCAGCCCAAUCUCAGUGCGCAUUUCCGUGGAGUACAACGCUUCUGCUCUGUCGUCGGUCUAUGCGCAAAGCAUUGCAGGCUCGCUGGAGAGGAGUCUGCAGGCGGUUGUAACCCGUGGCUUGACCCCCGUCUCCCAGACCGACCUGUGCAGUAAACAAGAUCGGGAGGCAAUCUUCAACUGGAAUGUAUACGUGCCAGUCUCAAUUAACGAAUGUGUGCACACGCGCAUUGAGCGCAAGGCCCUCGAACAGCCCCAAGCACUCGCAGUCGCGGGCUUUGGAGGCGAUAUAACCUACCAGCAACUCGACUCGCAGGCCGACCAUCUGGCUGCAUACCUUCAGGAACUGGGAGUUGGCGCCAACUCGUACGUCGCACUCUGCUUUGAGAAAUCGACGCUGCCGAUUGUGGCCAUGUUGGCGGUCUUUAAAGCUGGCGGUGCCUACGUCGCUCUCAACCCGGCCCAUCCUGUCAACCGCCAGGCAGUCAUUCUCAGCAAGAUCGAUGCGACAGUCGUAUUAGCCGGGCCUGGCUACGCCGAGACCUUUUCUCCUCUUGUCAAACACUCCGUCGAGGUCACGCAAGACUUGGUGGACCUGCUUGCUGCUGAGCGCCGCGCAACACACCUCGUCCGGGCUGCACGUCCUGGAACCCCAGCCGUUGUCGUCUUCACUUCAGGAAGUACUGGCGAGCCGAAGGGAAUUGUGGUGGAGCAUCGCGCAUUGGUCUCAAGUAUGAUCGGCCACGGAGCGAUCAUGCGUCUGGACGGCUCCACUAGGGCUCUCCAGUUUGCGACCUAUACGUUCGAUCUCAGCGUCGGAGAAAUAUUCAACACUCUGAUGAAUGGCGGGUGCGUCUGUGUGCCUUCAGAAGAAGAACGACUAGACGACCUGGAGGGCUUCAUCCGCCGUCUAGAAGUAAACUGGGCCCUGCUGACCCCUACUGUGCUGAACAUGCUGGCCCCGGCAAACGUCCCCUCAAUGAAGACCAUCUCCACCGGAGGUGAACCCAUGAAACAUGAUAUUAUUCAAGCCUGGGCGGACCACGUCCAGUUAAACAACAUGUACGGCCCCGCAGAAACUACGAUCCUCUGCGCUGGUCGUGCCACAUUGAGCCCUACCACUCCUGCCUCUAAUAUUGGCCGUGCUCUUGGAGCACGUCAAUGGAUCACAGAUCCAAUGGACCCCAAUCAACUAUGUCCAAUUGGAGCAAUCGGAGAAGUCCUGAUUGAAGGACCCGGUUUGGCGCGCGGGUAUCUCCACGAUGAAGAGAGAACCAAUGCGUCCUUUAUAGGAAACCCUGACUGGUUACCCAAGGCUAGCCCUGCGCGUCGCUUCUACUGUUCCGCUGACCUGGGAUUUCUCAGUCCAGACGGAACCUUCAAUAUCGUCGGCCGGAAAGAUACUCAAGUCAAGGUCAACGGCCAACGUAUCGAGCUGGAAGAAAUUGAAUUCCAUAUCAAGAGACUCCUCAGUUCUGGCUGGCAGGCAGUGUUAGCUGAAGUCAUCAAGCCCAAGAGGAACAACGAGCAGUCAACCCUGGCCGCAUUCAUUAGAUUUGAAGAUGGCGAAGCUUCUGGAACUGAGCUGCUAGGGGACAUGUCCGAAGAGCGACGACAGCAGCUCCACCAGCUCAAGAAGGAUCUCGGUCUACAUCUCCCGGCGUACAUGAUCCCUUCGGUGUUUGUACCCAUGGCGCAUAUACCCACAACUGCACAUGGUAAGCUGGAUCGACGACAACUUCGAGAUUUAGCUGCAGGUUUCUCCACCGAGGACCUUGUCUUGUUUUCUCUCGCCAUCAGCACCGAUACGGCCAAGCGCGAGCCUGUCACAGAAGCUGAAAAGGCUGCGGCAAGUCUCUGGUCUCAGGUGCUCAAGAUCCCAUAUGAGACUAUCGGGUUAGACGACAACUUCUUCCAGUUGGGAGGCGAUUCGAUCGCAGCCAUGAAGCUCUCCGCCACCGCGCGGUCUGCAGGGAGAAGCCUAACCGUGGCGAAAAUCUUCGGCCAUCCCACUCUUGAAGCCAUGUCCCAAAUCGCUGUGGGACUCUCACAUACCGAGACUGAAUCAAUUGAGCCAUUCUCGCUCAUUGACGUAGAAAAUGUCUUUGAAUUCAUCGACGAACUUUGCUUGAAAUGGGGGCUGGAGCGUUCAAGCAUUGAGAAUGUGUACCCUGCAACCGCCUUGCAAGAAGGUCUAAUGGCAAUCACCCAGGGAGAGCCUGGUACCUACAUCUAUCAGAAUGUCUACCAGCUGCCAGCGGAGAUUGAUCUGGCCAAGUUCUGUGCGGCUUGGGAGUCUGUCGUCAAUACCACUGAGAUCCUGCGCACCACUCUUCUUCCCACCGAUACCGCGGGGACAUAUCAGGUUGUGACCAAGCCUUCUUCUAUCGACUGGAAAUACCCAGCCAGCGUGGAAGAGUACUUACAAGCAGAUGCCCAGCGGACAAUGCUGUAUGGAGAGCCACUGGCCAGGUACGCUCUCGUCCCGGGCACCCUAGACGGUCCACCGUCGACGUUUAUCUGGACUGCUCAUCAUGCCUUGUAUGAUGGUUGGUCUCUGCCGCUUCUGUGGAAACGAGUGGAGGAGGCGUACAGGGGCAGUGGACGCUUACUACGACCGCAUGUUGCACCUUUCAACCGAUUUAUUGCCCAUCUUCGAGACAUGGAUGCUGGCGCCGCGAAUGCCUUCUGGAAAUCCUACCUAUCCUCAUCCAACCCCCCAAAGUUCCCGCAAUUGCCAUCUCAAACAUACAAACCCCGCGUCAACAACAUCCAUCGCCAUGGGUUCGGCCUCAAGGCUACCAGCUACUCGUCCGGUGUCACAGCGUCCACUCUCAUUCGUGCCGCCUGGUCCCUUCUCAUGAGCCAAUAUACAGAUGCUGGCGACGACAUCAUCAUCGGCGUGACAGUGGCCGGAAGAAAUGUCGAUCUUCCAGGCGCCUCCGAAAUGGCUGCGCCGAUGAUUACCACGGUCCCUGUCCGCGUGCAGAUCGACCGUGACGAAACGGUGACUCAACUUUUGACCAGAGUUCAGACACAAACCGUCGAUAUGAUGCCCUUCGAGCACGCAGGGUUGCAGAACAUAGCCAAGAUUAACCGCGAGUGCCGUCUUGCGUGCGGAUUUCAGAGUCUGCUUGUUGUCCAGCCCGAGGAGGACGAAAGAACCACCGGCUCCCUGGAUAUCAGGAAGAUUCAGUCGCCCGAUGUGGGGAUCUACACCUACGCGCUGGUCAUUCAGUGCUUGCUGCAGGGAGAUAAGGUCGGAGUGCAAGUUGACUUUGAUGACCAAGUCCUGUUCUCGUGGCAGGUGGAGCGUAUCUCCUGCCAGCUCGAGCAUCUCUUGGGAGAGCUCCGAGCCAGUCCCAACGUCAGGAUCGGCGACCUGAGCCUCGUGAGUCUGGAAGACUAUACCCAGAUUAUGAAUUGGAACCACAAGCUUCCCGUCGUGGAGGAACGCUGCGUGCAUGAGAUCAUCCGUGAUCAAGUUUUAGCCACGCCCGAUGCACAGGCGAUCUGCUCCUGGGACGGAGAUUUUACCUACGCGGAGGUGGACCGGCUAUCAAACCGUUUUGCUCGACAUCUGGUGAAUCUGGGUGUUGGUCCAGAGACAUUGGUCCCGCACUGCUUCAGUAAAUCCGCCUGGACGGUCAUUGCUAUGCUGGCCAUUAUCAAGGCCGGUGGUGCUUGCGUGGCCCUAGAUCCUGGACACCCCGUAGAUCGACUGCAGGCUAUCAUUGCAGACGCGCAGGCUGGUUUGGUGGUGACUACACCAGAGCAUAGUCAUCUUUUUAACGGACUCGUCAGCAAGGUCGUGGCUCUUAGUCCACAGUUCUUCGGGUCGGAUGGAUCGUCCGCUGAGACUCUACCACCACGCGCAGGACGCAAGAACCCUGUCUUUGUCUUGUUUACCUCUGGAAGCACAGGAAAGCCAAAAGGUAUAAUCAUCGAGCACGGCAUGUUCGCCACCAGUGCUGCCGCUCACAGCAGGGCGUUCGGCAUCACUGCUCAAUCGCGAGUCUUCCAGUUCGCUGCGCACACCUUCGACGUCAGUGUCGGUGACAUUUUCACCUCGCUGAUGAAGGGAGCUUGUAUCUGUAUUCCGUCUGACCUCGAGCGCAUGAAUAACGUCGCCUCAGCCAUUAACCGGAUGCAGGCCAAUUACGCCUUCCUGACGCCGACAGUGGCCAACUUGCUUCGUCCAGAGCAGGUUCCCACCCUUCGCACACUAACACUUGGUGGCGAGGCUCCGACUAGAGAGAAUAUUCGGACUUGGGCAGAUAGUCUGAACUUGAUCCUUUGCUACGGACCUGCCGAGUGCUCGGUUUACUGCUCGGCGAACCCGCCAGCAACGCAGCAAAGCAACCCAGCUGUUCUUGGACACGCCAUUGGUGGUCUUAUCUGGCUGGUUGACCCAAUAAAUCAUGAUAAGUUGACUCCUGUCGGCUGCGUGGGCGAAUUAGUUGUUCAAGGAGCGAUAGUUGCCCGCGGGUACUUGAAUGAACGUGAGAAGACCCAGUCGGCCUUCAUCCAGGAUCCGGCCUGGAUGCCUCGGACAUUCCCCAAGGAGUACCGCCGUAUUUACAAGACCGGGGACCUUGCGCGCUUUAACCCGGAUGGGUCUCUAAGCUUCGUUGCGAGGAAAGACACCCAGGCCAAGGUCCGAGGACAGCGCGUGGAAUUGGCGGAAAUUGAAGUCCACCUUUCUGAAAGUCCAGAGAUUCAGCAUUCCAUGGUAGCUGUCCCGACUACGGGUCCUUAUAAGAGCAGACUUGUCUGCAUCCUGUCCUUGCAAGAACUUGCUCGACGCAGCGAUGGCGGUUCCCGGGAUAGUAGCGGUGUUGCAUUGAUUGAAGGAAGCAGCGACAGAUCUCGCGCUGCUCGGAUGGCUUCCGUGAUAGAAAGCCGACUUGCAGAGAAGCUUCCCCCCUAUAUGGUACCGGCUGUGUGGAUUCCCCUGAAGAGGAUGCCGCUGAACUUGUCGGGGAAGAUUGAUCGGAAGCUGCUCAAGGGGUGGCUCGAGGACGUGGAUGAAGCCACGUACCAGUCUAUUGCAGCGAUGGCGACAGCAGAGGAAAUCAAUUCCCAGCAGCCUAGCUCAGAUACAGAGAAGAAGGUGCAGGCCGCUUUCAGCGCAACUCUCAACAUCCCUCUAGAAUCCGUGGGCCUGAACACUUCGUUUCUCAGUGUUGGUGGUGAUUCCAUCUCAGCCAUGCAGGUCAUGUCUCGCAUUCGCUCGCAGAAUCUUCGCAUCACCGUGCAGGACAUUCUGAAGCUCCGCACGGUGGCUGCUGUUGCGGGUCGAGCCCAAUACAUCGAGCAGUCCACGGCAGAUAGCUCGGCGCUGGAAUCUGAAGUCAUCGAUGAAUGGUUUGAGCUUGCUCCCAUCCAACAGCUGUUCUUCAAAAUGCAGCCGAAUGGGCAAAAUCAUUUCAAUCAGAGCUUUGUGUUGAAGCUAACGCAGGAUGUUCAACAAACGGAGCUUCAAAGGGCACUUGAAAUAGUUGUGCAGCGUCACUCUAUGCUUAGAGCCCGGUUCGAACAGGCAGAUGGGUCCUGGAGUCAAAAAAUCACAAACGAUGUCUCUGGCUCUGUUUUCAUGUUCCCUAGAGAAGAGGGUAGUCGGGAUAGAAUGAUGGCCCGGUUCCGUGAGGCAGAGACUUUACUCGAUAUCAACAGGGGGCCACUGUUGACGGCUCAAAUUUGGAUUGCUCCUGAAAGCCAGUAUCUAUUCUUGGCCGCUCAUCAUCUGGUCAUUGAUCUCGUAUCGUGGCGAAUCAUCCUGCAGGAUUUGGAGGAUGUGCUUAGAACUGGCCGUGUCAGCUCAACGCCCACGAUUUCCUUUCAGAGUUGGGCAAGACUGCAACGCGAAUAUAUUUCCCAGCACUUUUCAGAUCCAGACACCUGGGAGCUCCAGGCACCCGCAGGAGAUCUGUCCUACUGGAACAUGCAGGGAGAAGCCAACACCUGGGGAGAAAUUGUCACCAAAUCCUUCACCAUCGACGCUCAGAGGACCGCGCUGCUGCUCGGUGACUGCAAUCUUCCGCUGCGCACAGAGCCGACUGAUAUCAUGGUAGCUGCACUACUGCAUUCCUUCCGUCACGCAUUCUCUGACCGAACCGCCCCUGCCGUCUACCUAGAAGGACAUGGCCGUGAACCGUGGACAUCGGCCAUUGACAUCUCACGCACCGUGGGUUGGUUCACGACCAUGAACCCCGUCAGCUACGACACUUCCGAAGACAGCUGGCUUGACGCUGUCAGAAGGCUGAAGGACAACCGCCGAAAGAUUGCCGACAAUGGGUGGCGGUACUUUACCGCGCGAUCUCUUCUAACCGGCGGGAUGCAGGAUAUGGAGAUUGUUUUCAAUUACCUCGGUCUUUACCAGCAACUGCAGAGAGCCGACGCUUUGUUUCAAGAGUCUUCCAUCACUGGAACUGACUGUGUUGAGAUCGGCCCUCAAAUGCAGCGUUAUUCUCUGUUUGAGAUCGCCGCUGGGGUCUCCAACGGGCAGAUGCAGUUCAGUUUUGAGUAUAACAAGAAAAUGAGCCAUCGCGAUACAAUCAGAUCUUGGAUCAAUCUUUAUCACCAAGUCCUCGAGACCGGUAUCGACGAACUCAUGGCGCAGUCCGAAUUAAUACCCACUCUCAGCGAUUUCCCCCUUCUGGCGUUGUCGUAUGAGGACUUGGGGAACCUGGCCACCUCCGUCCUGCCCGAAGCUGGAGUCAAGUCAAUCGACGAGAUCGAGAGCCUCUCUCCUUGCUCGCCUAUGCAACUGGGUUUGUUAAUGAGUCAAUUGAAAUCCGAGGGUGCCUACGAGUUCUUCACUAUCAUGGAGGCCACUGCGCGCGAGGGAGUCGAUAGUGCGCAGUUGGUUGCAGCCUGGCAACAGGUUAUUGACCGGCACCCCAUACUGCGAACCGUCUUCAUCAAAAGUGCUGUCCCAGAACGGCCUUAUGACCAGCUCGUGCUGAAGGAGAUAAAGGCGCAGGUUGUGGAGCUGCGUAGCGACGACCCUGUCCAUGCUUUACGCACGUUACCUCCCACAUCAAAGCUCCAUCAAUUGGCAAUCUGCCACUCCGAGAACGGCCGGAUCUUUUGCAAGUUGGAAAUCAACCAUGCUUUGAUUGAUGGGACAUCCAUGGCUAUCAUCGAGCGGGACCUGAAGCGCGCUUACAGCGAGAAGCUUAGCAGCGAGCCUCCUCUUGCGUACGUCGACUACGUGACCUUCCUCCAGGAGGCCAAGAGGGCCGAAUCCAUCGAGUUCUGGAACACUUAUCUCCAAGACGCUCAGCCUUGUCAAUUUCCCGUUCUCAAUGAUGGCCGAGAACAAGUCCAGGCUCUAGACUCGAUCAAUGUGGAACUGCCCGGCUUGACAAAAGAGACCCUGAGCGCCUUUUCGGAACGCUGGGGAUUUACCAUCGCCAAUGUUGUCCAGACCGCGUGGGCCCUGGUACUGCGCUCUUAUAUUGGAGCAGACUCUGUCUGCUACGGGUAUCUGACCUCUGGCCGUGAUGCUCCUCUGGACGGCAUCGAGGACACCGUGGGUCCGUUCAUCAACAUGCUUGUCUGUCGCUUGAAGUUCGAUCCUCAUGAGCCUGCUUUACUUGCUCUAAAGAACACUCAGGACGGGUUCUUGAAGGCCAUGGCCCACCAAUACGUGCCUUUGGCGGAGAUGCAGCAUGCCUUGGGCGUUGCAGCACAGGGAUUGUUCAAUACAGCCAUGUCGUUCCAGAGGUAUUCGUCAGAGGAAUCGAUAGAUCUAAAUUUGAGGAGGGUCUACGAUUAUGAUCCUACUGAGUUCAAUAUCACCGUCAACGUCGCCACGCGAGAGGAAGGAUUGCAAAUUGAUCUCGCCUACUGGACCUCCAAACUAUCGAGCGGCCAAGCGGCCCAUAUGGCUAAUACCUACAGUACUGCCAUCAUGGCACUUCUUUCGAACCCCGAGACUGCCCUAGCCGAUGUAGACAUGCUCAGUCCACUGGAUAAAGCAUCUUUACGCGACUGGAACAGACAGCUGCCUCCUGCGAUAGACCGCUGCAUGCAUGAAGUCAUUCACCAGAAUGCCAUAGAACGACCUCAUGCUCUGGCUCUCGAGUCGUGGGAGGCCGCAUACACAUAUCGGGACCUUGACAGGGCAUCGUCUCGUCUUGCGCGACACCUGAUCAAGCAGGGAAUUUCGCCCGAUGACUGUAUCCCAUUGUGCUUUGAGAAAUCACUCUACACGAUCGUUGCUCUUGUUGCUGUUCUCAAGGCUGGUGGAGGGUUUGUACUUCUAGACCCCAAGCAUCCUGAUGAUCGUCUCAAGGGUCUUCUCGAGGACAGCAAGGCGAGGUUCCUCAUAGUUUCCCCACAGACCCAGGAGCGUUGCAAAGACCUCAUUUCAUCUUUGGUUGUUGUCUCACCCAAGAUACUGGAUGAGCUUCCUCACGCCGAUGAGGACGAUACCCUCCCACCAUCAGCCGUUGCCCCUGAGAACAUCAUGUACGUCCAGUUCACAUCGGGUAGCACGGGAAAGCCCAAGGGAGCGGUUGUGCACCACAGGGCAGCCUGCUCCUCCAUCGAGCACCACGGAAAAGUCAUGAACUACGGACCGGACUCGCGCAUCUUCCAAUUCUCUUCCUAUACCUUUGACGCCAUUAUUCUCGAAGCAUUUACCACAUUGUACCACGGCGGCUGUGUCUGUAUUCCGUCUGAGGAAGACCGAAUGAGCAGCAUGGUGCAAUCGAUGCGCGAGAUGAAGGUUAACAACAUGUUCAUGACGCCCACUCUAGCUCGCCUAUUUGGGCCCGCGGAUGUUCCGUCUCUGACAACCCUGAUGCUUGGUGGUGAACCGAUUCCCCAGGAUAGUAUUAAUACGUGGAAGGAUCACGUCGAUCUGAUUGGAGGGUAUGGGCCAGCUGAAUGCUGCGUAUACUGCUGUUACAAUCCGCUCAGCUCCAGCGGGUUCAAGCCCGAGGUUAUUGGAUACCCGGUUGGAGCAGUUCUGUGGAUUGUGGAGGCCGAUAAUCAUGAUAGACUCGUGCCUGUUGGUGCUAUUGGUGAAAUCGUCGUCCACGGCCACACCGUUGGUCGAGGCUACCUGAACGACCCCGCCAGAACGGCAGCGAGCUACAUCUCAGCACCGAGCUGGAUUGCCGAUUAUGGUUAUGCGGGUGAGCAGACGCUUUAUAAAACAGGCGAUCUGGGACGAUACAACUCCGACGGCACAUUGACGAUUGUCGGCCGCAAGGACACUCAGGUCAAAGUAAACGGACAGCGCAUCGAGCUGGGAGAGGUCGAGCACAGUAUCAAGACCGAGUAUCCUCAAGUCCUGCAGGUGGCUGUUGACGCGCUUAAGCCCGAACAUGCCAAUGGGCGCCAGAUUCUGUCUGCCUUCCUCGAGUUCGAGGCUGAUGAGGGUAGCGAAGAAAUUCAGGACGAGAACAGCUUCCUUCGCCCCAUGAACGACAAGCUUCGAGAAACGAUGUUCGAGAUCGAGGCAUUGCUCGCCCAGCGCCUGCCACCAUAUAUGGUCCCCCAUUUGUGGUUCCCCCUGGUCACCAUGCCGAAAUCCGCAUCUGGCAAGACAGAUCGGAAGGUGCUGAAGCAGCUCUGCAACGGUCUAUCCAAGACGGAGCUUCAGCAAUAUUCCCUUGCAAGCGGCAGCAAAAAGGCUCUCGAGACGCCGAUGGAGAAAAAGAUCGCACAACUCUGGAAGGACAUCUUUGGGGUAUCUAACAUCGGUUCCAAUGACAACUUCUUCCGGAUUGGCGGAGACUCGAUUGAAGCGAUGAAGUUGGCUGCCGCUGCCCGCGCCCAGGGUAUAUCCCUCUCGGUUGCGGAUAUAUUCAAUAACCCCAAACUUAGUGAUAUGGCGAAUAUCGUUGUUGCGGCCGAUGGUGCGCCCGCUGUGACGCACGAAUACGAUGCACCUUUUAGCCUGGUCGGUGGCAAGAAGAAUGCACGCUCCCUGGUCCAGAGGCAUCUUCCGAAUGAGCAGUUUGAUCUCGUGGAGGAUGUUUAUCCCUCCACCUCCCUACAGGAAGGGCUACUUGCAUUGACUAGCAGCCAAGCCAGUGCGUAUGUCCUCCAGGCUCCCUUCCUGUUACCGGCCAAUAUCGACAUGGGCCGUUUCCGAGAUGCCUGGGCCAAAGUUGUCGAGGCAAAUGCCAUUCUCCGUACAGUAAUUGUCUCAACAGAGACCCAGGGUACCUGCCAGGUUGUCUUGAGGCGGUCUAUUGAGUGGUCAGAGGCGCCAACACUGGAAGCAUACCUGGCGCAGGACAGAGAAAAGCCUAUGGGCUACGGAACACCGCUAAGCCGAUAUGGCCUGACAUCAGACGGGUACUUUGUCUGGACUGCCCAUCACUCCAUCUACGAUGGCUGGAGCUUCGCACUGAUGCUAGACGAGCUCGAGAAGAGAUACAAGGAUGAGUCAGCCGCCAUUUCUCGCCCUCUGUUUGCUGAAUACAUUCAAUUCCUGCUGCAGCAGCAGGGCAAGGCCGAUGCAACCGCAUUCUGGAAAUCGCAGCUACAGGAUGCUUCCUCGUCAAGUGCAUUCCCGCGGCUUCCAAGCUCUCUCUAUGAGGUGGACGUAGACCGGACCUUCCAGUACAGCUUCCCCUUCGGCAGCAAGUCCACCGUCACGGCAUCGACCGUCCUCUCGGCGGCUUGGGGACUGACAAUUGGCCGGCUAACCAACUCGUCGGAGGUGAUUUACGGCUCAACUCGCAGCGGUCGAAAUAUUGACCUCGCUCAGGCCACUGAGCUUAUGGGGCCAACUAUCGCCACGGUUCCCAUUCGUAUCAACCUUGACCCAUCGAUGUCGGUAGAGGAUUUCCUCGCCGGAGUCCAGAAUCAAGCGACGGCAGCCAUUCCAUUCGAGCACCUAGGCCUGCAGAAUAUCAGCAAGAUCAGCCCUGCAUGCAAAGCCGCAUGCGAUUUCCAGAACCUGUUCGUCGUUCAGCCAGCGAUGAUCGGCGAUUCCACUGCCAUCGGUAUGAAGCGCGUUGAACUUCCCACCAAGGGACUGCAUACGUACGCUCUGAACGUCGAGUGUAUCCUGACCGAGGAAGGCACCGCAACACUGAACUUUGAGUACGACGGUAAGAUCAUGCAAGAUCAUCAGAUCCAACGGCUUGCUGGCCAGUUCCAUCACAUUGUCCGUCAGUUGUGCGAGAAUGAAGGCAGCGGGCUGAAGGUCGGAGAUGUCGACGCCUUCAGUGUGGACGACGAGAAACAACUUCGCCAGUGGAAUGCGAGACUGAAAUCCUACCCUGAAAUCACCAGGUGCGCGCAUGACCUUGUCUCUGAGCGAGCUCGCCUUCAUCCGGAGUUGUUGGCUGUUACGCAGUCGGAUGGAACUAGCUUGACCUUCGGCGAGCUUGACAGGUUGUCCACGCUGUUUGCUCGCCAUCUGUCCACUUUCGGGAUUGGACCAGGCCAAAUAGUACCCAUGUGUUUGAAGAAGGCUGUCUGGGUCGUAGUAGCCAUGCUUGGAGUACUCAAGACCGGUGCUGCGUUUGUCUGCUUGGAUCCCUCCUCUCCACCAAGCCGCAUGCACGGAAUCAUCGAAGACGUAGAGUCAGAUCUCGUCAUUGUCGAUGCAGAAACAAAAGAUACAUUCAGGAGCAAUCUUCAAACGCUCGAGAUAGGCGUCAACGCCCUUGGAUGGGUUAACAGUGCGAGUGCCAGCGACAUCGUCUUCGAGGUCCACAGAAACCCACACGAUCUCAUGUAUGUGAUCUUCACGUCCGGAAGUACCGGUAAGCCCAAGGGCGUGAUGAUCGAACACACCUCUGCCUGUUCAUCGUUUAUCUACCAGGGCCAGGAGUUCGGCUUCGACCAUGAGUCGCGCGUACUUCAAUUCAGCGCCUUGACCUUUGAUGCCUCGCUCAUGGAAGUCUUCACCACACUUUGCGCUGGCGGUUGUGUGUGUUUCCCUACCGAAGAGGAAAAGCAAGGAGACAUUGCACGCGCAAUCAAUCACUUGCGCGUGAACUCGGUCAUGCUCACACCCACCGUGCUCCGCAUGAUCCAGCCGGAAGAUGUCCCCAUGGUCAAGCAUGUGGUGACGGGAGGCGAAGCCGUGAGUCAUGAUAUCGUGCAAACAUGGAGUAGCAAGGUUACCCUCAAGGGCGUCUACGGGCCUACGGAAACCUCCAUGAUUUGUAUCACGGCGAACCUCGUUCCUGGUAGUUCUCCAGCAAAUAUCGGUGUUCCUCUGGGCUGUCGAAGCUGGAUUACCCUCCCUGACGAUCACAACCAUCUGGCACCUAUUGGGUCGGUUGGUGAACUGCUCAUCCAAGGACCCAUUGUGGGGCGUGGGUAUUACAAGAACCACAAACAGACUGAGGAGGUGUUUAUUGAGAAUCCUCUCUGGUUGCCGAAACGCUUUGGCGAGACUGGCGGCCGCCGCCUCUACAAGACCGGAGACUUGGUCUACUACUCGCAAAACGGCGAUCUCAUGAUCGUGGGCAGAAAAGACUCACAGGUCAAACUCCGCGGGCAACGCAUCGAGCUGGGAGAAAUUGAUCACAAGAUGUGGUUGCAUCCUGCCGUAAGACAGUCUUCUGUCGUGCUGCCCAGUCAGGGCCCCUUGAAGAACCGCCUCGUUGCAGUGCUCACUCUCGAUGGCACUGAACAAAUUACCACACCCGAGGCCCUGUGCCCCUUGUCCGAAGAAUGGAAACAGCACGCCAACUUACAGAUCGCGAGCAUCCGGCAGGCGGUCCGGGAAAGCCUCCCCUCGUACAUGGUGCCCACUGUCUUUGUGGCCGUGGAGAUGAUGCCGAGACAGACUUCCGGCAAGACUGACAUCAAGCUGGUGAAGAAAUGGGUCAAUGAGCUGGAUGAGCAGACUGCCGAGCAGGUUCUCGAUAUUGAGACCACAGCGCCUGGGCUCACUGUUCCUGAAAGUGAGAUGGAGAUGGUGAUCCAGGGAGCCAUUUCUAAAGUCCUGAAUAUUCCUGCCGAGAAGAUUGCGCUGAACCGAUCGUUUAUCAGCCUUGGUGGAGAUUCCAUCACAGCCAUUAAGCUGAUGAAUCAACUCCGAGAUGCAGGGGUGAAGUUUUCGAUCAAAGAACUGUUGCGAGCUGGGUCAAUCAGUGAACUCGCAGGCGUGAUUGCAUCUAGGGGUGAGGACGCGAGAGUGAACACGCCAUCACCCCAUCUCCUUCAGAAAAAAGAGAAGAAAUACCCACUCCUGAGCCUCGACGACACUGAAAUAGAGACCCUCCUUGCACAGCGCCUGGCUACUAUCGGCCUUACCGACCUUACUCAUGUGGAGGACGUCUACCCCUGCUCUUCUCUUCAAGAAGGCCUUCUCCUCGCACAAACCAAGGGCGUAGGAAGCUACAACGUGUUCAACAUCUACGAAGUGACGACCCCAAAACACUCACCAACCCCAGUCAAUCCUCAUCUCCUUGCCAAAACCUGGAAAGAAGUUGUUCGUCGCCAUCAAAUCCUGCGAACAAUCUUUAUCCAGGGGAUUGGAGAAAGCAGUGCAUUCAAUCAGGUCGUUCUGCGCGAGGUGCACAAUACACCCCUCGUCAUCGAGGACGUCAAGAGCAAUGAUGCCAAAAACCUGUUGCAGAACCUCGAUGCUCCAGAAUAUCAGGCCCUGGAACCCUGGCAUAGCGUAACGAUUUGCUCUGAUACUAGUGGCAGAGUUCACUGUGGGGUCCGGAUACACCAUGCCUUAUUUGAUGCGUCUUCCAUGGAUAUCAUCCUGCGUGAGGUCGCUCAGGCUUACAAUCAGACUCUUUCUACCCCAGCGCCGCUGUACAAGGAUUACAUCUCAUACCUACAGGAGCUACAGCAAGGCGGCAAUGAUGCGCUUGCGUACUGGAAGACAUACCUCGAAGGCCUCGAACCAUGCUACUUCCCCAGUAUCAACGAGCAGGCUCUGGGAAUGAGAACACCGCAGACACUUCAAUUUAAAGUCCACGGUCUGCGUCAGAUUCUAUCAUUCUCGGCCAGAAAGAACGUCACUGUCUCCAGCAUUCUCCAGACAGCCUGGGCACUCGUCCUGCGCCACUACACAAGCACUGAAGAGAUCUGCUUUGGAUACCUGUCGCACGGGAGAAAUAUCCCGCUUGUCGGGGUUGAAAGUAUCGUUGGUCCGAUGAUAAAUAUGAUGGUUCUCCGCGUGACUCUAUCGGGAGAUAGGACAUUGACGGACAUACUGGAGAGUACUCGCGACGACGUCCUGAAUAGUUUGCCGUACCAGCAUACCUCGCUGGCUGAGAUUCACCACGCCCUUGAUCUUCAAGGACAAUCAGCAUUCAACACCACUCUCUCUUUCGCAUCUGCCGCUGCAGACGCCGAGGAUGAGGACUUGAUCGCUUUCCAGGACCCCUCUGGCAGUGGUUCGACUGAGUAUGACAUUGCCGUGAAUGCGUCCGUCGUAGGCGAAAAUCUCCAAAUCAAUUUCAGCUACUGGUCUUCAGCUCUUUCACCGCAGCAGGCCACGGCGGUUGCUGAAGCAUUAACGCACUUCAUCGGCAUCCUAACCCGCUCCUCUGACUUACCCCUGCGUGAGAUCGACUUUACCAGCGCAGCAAUGAAAGACCAACUUCUUCACUGGAACGCCACCGCGUACGCCCCCGUUCGCACCACCGUCCACGGACUCUUCCAACGCGCUGCUCUGCGGUACCCUGAGAACCAAGCAAUCUGCUCCACAGACGGUAGCUUCACCUACGGCGAGCUAGACGCUCUUACUACGCGCUUCGCGGCCUUCCUGCGUGAGAAGGGCGUCGGUCCGGAGGUCCUAGUUCCGGUGUGCUUCAACAGGUCCUGCUGGACUAUCGUAUCCAUGUUGAGUGUCCUGAAAGCAGGCGGUGCUUGUGUGCCACUUGAUCCAUCGCACCCACCGGCUCGUAUCCAGGAAGUUGCCUCUCGCUGUGAAGCAAGACUGAUUCUCGCCGCGCCGCACCUUGUCGAGCGACUGCCUGAUUGCAACGCAUCUGUCAUUGCUGUCACCGAUGUACUGAUGCAGAGUCUGCCCGAUCUGCCGCCGAACUUUCAGAUCGACGUCGCAAAGCCUGAGAAUGCAGCAUUUGUGCCGUUCACCUCAGGAAGUACAGGUUUACCAAAAGGUAUUAUCCUGGACCAUACGGGUCUCUGUACGAUGUUCGAAGCAAACGCGUCAGUCGUGGGAAUCAAUCAAAACACCCGCACUUUCCAGUACGCAGCUUAUACCUUCGACGUCAGCAUCGCGGAGACCUAUAUUACAUUAACGCAAGGCGGAUGCGUCUGCGUUCCCACCGACGCUGAGCGAAUGAACGACAUCGCAGGCGCAAUAACUCGUCUGCAGGCAAACUGGACCUUCCUGACCCCCUCCGUUGCUUCACUUCUAAACCCCGUCGACGUUCCGACGCUAGAGACACUCACCCUUGGAGGAGAAGCAAUCUCUCGGGACCUGCAUAGUACCUGGGCUGAUAAAGUCCGAUUGAUCAACAGUUACGGCCCGGCCGAGUGCUCGAUCUGGACGAGCAACCAGCAGCUCUUCCCCGAUAGCUCUUGCGCUGAUAUCGGGGCGGGUAUCACCUGUCACUUGUGGGUUACCGAGCCCGACAAUCAUGAUCGACUUGUUCCCAUCGGGUGUGUCGGAGAGCUUGUUGUGCAGGGUCCGAACCUGGCAAGAGGAUAUCUCAAGGAUGAAAAGAAAACCGCGGCCGCUUACAUUGAUACGCCAGCGUGGCUGCGCAACGAUACCAGAGCCAUUGCUAAGCGUGUUUACAAAACCGGUGAUUUGGUCAGACACUGCUCCGAUGGGCAUCUGGAGUUUCUCGGACGCAAAGAUACGCAGAUCAAGUUCCACGGGCAACGAGUUGAGAUUGGCGAAGUCGAAUAUCAAUUGCGUGCUCGACUGCCCAAGAACUCGCAGGUUGCGGUCGAAAUGAUCAAGCCGCUCAGCCAAGACGGCAGACAGACACUGGCCGGAUUCAUCAUGACCGAGAGGGACGGCCCAUUCCUGAAGGGCUCAUCGGGUGACCCAGCCUCGUUGUUGAGAGACCCAGAUACGACCUUCAAGAGCAUUGUCCGCAAUCUCGAGCGCUCGCUAGUAGAGACCUUGCCUUCGUAUAUGAUUCCAUCAGUCUUCAUCAGCAUGCUCUAUAUCCCCCGAAACACCUCGAUGAAGAUCGACAGAAAGGCCCUUCGCACUCUCGGGGCCAAUCUCUCCCGCGACCAGAUCGCAACCUACUCCUUCGUGCAAGGCGACAAACGGGCUCCUCGGACAGCGAUGGAAAAACGGCUCCAGGAAUGCUGGGCCUCUGUUCUGAAUAUCAGCCCUGAGUCCAUUGGUGCGGAUGACAGCUUUUUCCGGAUCGGUGGUGACUCUAUCGGCGCCAUGCAACUGGUCUCUACAGCGCGCAAGAUUGGUCUCUCAAUCACCGUUGCCGACAUCUUCCAGCACCAGAAACUCAGUCAGAUGGCCAAUGUUGUCGCGAGAAACGCUGCCGCGGCUACUGAGGAGGUCCCCGUCAAGCCAUUCUCGCUGCUGCCACAACAGAGAACAGAUGAGGAUCUUGUUGAGCUCGCGGCGUCUAAGGUCGGAAUAGAUCGCAAUCUCUUGCAAGAUGUCUACCCUUGCACUCCGCUGCAGGAAGGCCUUAUGUCACUGACUGCCCGAGACCACGGACUUUACACCUUGCAGGCUGUAUACAGGCUACCCGAAAUGAUCAAUAUCCAAGAAUUUCAACUCGCUUGGUUAGCCGUUGCAGAGGAAUUGGAUAUUCUGCGUACCAGGCUGGUCGACCUUGGCCAUAUGGGCUCUUAUCAGGUUGUCCUCAGCCCGGUCAUCAGCCAAAUGCGCUGGGGGUAUGGCGACGAUCUGUCUACCUACCUGCGCGAAGAUAAAGAUAUCCCCAUCGGCUACGGAAAACCUCUCGCUAGAUAUGCCAUUAUCCAGGAAGAGGCCGAGGGCGCGCAAAAGAAAUAUUUUGUGUGGACUGCGCACCACUCUAUUUACGACGGGUGGUCUCUCGGUCUGAUGAUGGACCUGGUUGAAAAGAAGUAUCUGAAAACGUCAACCAUCCCUAGCCCCCCUUUCAACAGGUUCAUCAACUGGCUCGCGAAUCUCGACAAGGCUUCCACGCGGCAGUACUGGCAAUCAACGUUUGAGGCUUGUUCCGCGCCUCAGUUCCCAUCUGUUCCCCAGCAUUACCGAACAAAGGCCAAGGCAGCCAUGACACACUCGAUCCGUCUGCCUCAGAUGGUGGAUUCGGAAAUUACCGUGCCGACAAUCUUACGAACGGCAUGGGCGUUGAAUAUCUCCCAAUACACCCGCUCCGACGACGUGGUCUUCGGCAUGACGCAGACAGGCCGCAACGCUCCUAUCCCUGGGGUGACUGAGAUCGUCGCGCCCCUGAUCACCACGGUGCCAGUCCGGGUGGUAAUCGACAGAUCCCAGACAGUCCAGAAUGUUCUUCAGGAAGUCCAGAACCAGAUGGUCGCCAUGAUCCCCCAUGAGCACGUUGGUCUGCAAAAUAUCAGCAAGUUCAGCGCGGAGUGUCAGGCCGCAUGUAAAUUCGAGAACCUCCUCCUCAUCCAGACCCAGCAGGAUCAGAUGGUGUCGCCGAUAGGUCUAGAGCGAAUCCCCGUGACAGAUCUCGACAUUCCGGCCUUUGGCAUCGUGGCUGAAUGUGAAGUUGCCGAUGGGCAGGUUCUGGUCUCAGUUGGCUACGAUAGUAGUGUGGUCCCUGAGAAGCAGAUGGCCAAUAUCCUGCACCAGUUCGACUUCCUCGUCAACCAGAUUGGGCGCGAGAGCGCACGCAACAAUUCUCUCGAGGAGGUGCAGCUGCUGGGUGACAAUGAGAUCAAGAUGCUCGAAGCGUUCAACCAGUCGCCCGAUGACCGCGUCUCCCGGCUGGCCCAUGAACUGAUCCAUGAGCGCGCGCUUCUUCAGCCAGAGGCAAUUGCCAUUGAUUCGGAGGAGGUUCAGCUCAGCUAUGGCGAGCUGGAUGACCUCUCCACUCGUCUGGCUUACUUCUUGGUCGGUCUAGGCACCCGACCUGAUAAAGUCAUUCCACUUUUCUUCCGACGCUCUCCCUGGGCGAUGGUCGCCAUGCUGGGUGUGAUCAAGUCCGGCAGUGCUUUUGUCUUCCUCGACCCCGGACACCCCAUUGAUCGACUCGAGUUUGUUGUGCAGCAGAUCGAUGCCAGGUUGGUUCUCACAUCUCCGGACCUGGAGUCAACCUGGAAAGAGAAGCUCGCAGUCUUCUGCGUCACCCCCUUAGCACUCCAUGCUCUUCCUCCCCUCCAGGAUGGAAAACUUCCGGUGACUGCAGUGACGCCUCAUAAUAUCCUGUACUGCAUCUUCACCUCUGGCAGUACAGGCCGACCCAGGGGAUGCGUGAUCGAACACUCCAACUUCCUCAGCGGCGCCGUCCACCACGCGCGCAGGUCUCGCAUCUCCCAAUCUACACGAAUCAUGCAAAUUGCGCCGUACACCUUCGACGUCAGCAUUUUGGAAAUGCUCACAGGCCUAAUCGGCGGCGGUUGCAUCUGCCUGCCGCGAGACUCACACCAGGGUGCGCGGGUUGCUGACAUUAUCAACGAUCUCAACAUCAACUGGACCUUCCUGACUCCGUCUGUCGCCCGCACGAUCGUCCCCUCGGAAGUGCCAAGCUUACAGACCCUAAUUCUUGGUGGGGAGGCACUCGCCAAAGUUGACAUCCAGACCUGGGCGGGCAAACUGCAGCUGCAUAACGGCUACGGGCCAAGUGAAUGCUCUGUGGCUGUUGCUUCGAACGAAGUUCGCGAUCCAGCCGUUGAACCAGCAAACAUUGGAUCCAAGAUGGGCUGCAAUGUCUGGGUCGUUGACGCGGAAAAUCACGACAUCCUUCUGCCCAUGGGCGCGGUGGGUGAGCUCCUCGUGGAGGGCGCCAUCGUCGGUCGAGGCUAUCUCCAGGAGCCUGAAAAGACUGCUGCUGCGUUCAUCCAGGAUCCAGCUUGGGUGCAUUACUUGCCCAGCACCAAGAAUUCAGAACGCCGCCGGUUCUACAAGACGGGAGAUCUGGUUCGACUCAACGCAGACGGCACGAUCCAUUUCAUCGGCCGCAAGGACACCCAAGUCAAGCUACGUGGUCUGCGCAUCGAAAUGGGAGAGAUCGAGCACCACGCCAGUACAUACCGGGCAAUUAGGCACGCCGUUGUGGCCGUUCCACGCGCCGGGCGCAUGAAGGAGUCUAUUGUCGUUGUAUACACGCUUAACGCUUACGAUGACUCGCACGAGCAACAGUCCGCCCUGCGACCUUUAUCAAACACCGAUCUGGAAACCAGCCAGAUGGCCCCUGCGCAGCUGCGAAUGCACCUCGCUGCCCAUCUUCCCCCAUACAUGGUCCCUCAAACCUACAUCGCCGUCGCGACAUUGCCUCUCCUGGCCUCUGGCAAGAUCGACCGCCCCAAGCUCCAAAGAUGGCUCGAGAACAUGGACGACUCAACCAGUGAACUGGUUGCCGCUCAAGUCGGCAAGUCUGCUACCCACGAAGCAGGCCCCAUCGACCCGGCCGACACGCUCGCGCUCGCCCUGAGCGAGCCCAUUAGCCAACUAUUGGCUGGAGACGACGAAGCCUACCUUGAAACCUUAAAGGGCCGCAACAUCGUCCUCUCCCAAAGCGGACUCAACUCCAUCACCGUGGUCUCGCUGCGGGCGAUGAUCCGCGAGAAGUUCAAUGCAGACGUAUCCAUCGAUCGCCUUAUGGAAAGCACCGUCACGGUCCAAGACGUAGCGCGCAUGAUCAAGCACGGUAGUAACGUCGCCGGUACCGACGAGCAAGGAUCCGCACCACAACUCGAUCUCCUCGCAGAGGCAGAUCGCAUGAUGGACUCUCUCGUCGCCGAGGCGUCCCCCGACGUGCAGACCCUCAACCAGCCAACAAUGCAGGCUGAGCGGAUCCUCCUUACCGGUGCGACUGGGUUCCUCGGCACUGAGAUCCUCCGACAGCUCCUUUCUAACCCGCCGAGCUCUCGCAGCGUGGUCGCUCUCGUCCGCGCACGGGAUAAGGACCAUGCAAUGGAGAGGAUUGUCUCCUCCGCCAGAGCAGCACAGUGGUGGCAGGAGGAGUACCGGUCGCGGGUAACCGCCUGGGUAGGCGAUCUCGCAGCGCCGCGUCUCGGACUCAGCGAGAGCCAGUGGUCCGCAAUCGAGGGCCGUGGCUGUCCUGGAUCUGGGUCUGGGUCUAGCUCUGGCCCUGCAGAGCCACGAAUCGACGCAAUCAUCCACAACGGAGCCCUGGUCCACUGGGGCGCCGACUACCACCGGCUGCGCGACGUCAAUGUCUCCAGCGUCAUCUCGCUGCUCGCGGCACUGACGCGCUCCCAGGCACCUCCGACCUUCACCUUCGUAUCUGGCGGCCACGUACAACUAGACGACGACGAAGCUACCGACGAAGAAAGGGCCGCCGUGAUCGCCCACUCAACGGGCUACGGGCAGUCCAAAUUCGUCGCCGACCUCGUGGUCAAGCGCUUCGCGGCGCGGUACUCGACGUCCGCCGUCUCGGUCGUGAAACCCGGUCUAAUUGUGGGAACCGCGCAGUCCGGGGUAUCCAACACAGACGAUUUCUUCUGGCGCGUUGUAGCGACUGCCGUGGAGAUUGGCGGGUUCAAUGCCGAAGAACCAGAGAAUGUCAUCCUGCUCGCCGGCGCACAGCAGGUCGCUUCCGUGGUGACCGAGAAGCUGCAGUUGAACCCGGACCCGGCCUACAGUGUGUCCGGGAUGUCGUCCGUCGAGACCAAGGUCCGUCUAGCAAUCACAACGCAGGAACUCUGGCGCAUGCUUAGUGAGGAGUUCGGAUACCCGAUGCGCGGUAUGGGUCCGGCAGAGUGGUUGGACACUAUGCGUGAUGCGGUGCAUGCACAGGGCCAGUCGCAUCGUCUCUGGCCUGUGCUGCACUUUUUGGAAGCCGGUGGCGGGUACAUGGGCCUGCCGGUGGGAGGUUGUCAGUUGCAGGGAGCAACGAAGGCGGAGCAAGAGGAGAAAGAGGAGUUGCUGGCGUCGCUGAGGAAGAGUAUUAGCUAUAUGCGCCAGAUCGGAUAUCUUCAGAGUGAUGCGCCAGAGGUUGUGGAGAAGAUAGUGUUUGGACGCAGUAGUGUUUAG
This is a messenger RNA of Aspergillus versicolor CBS 583.65, 21615 nucleotides long. RefSeq lists its product as uncharacterized. Lineage: Eukaryota; Fungi; Ascomycota; Eurotiomycetes; Eurotiales; Aspergillaceae. Gene Ontology annotation, cellular component: cytoplasm. Bases 1 to 21615 code for a protein of 7204 amino acids. Gene Ontology annotation, biological process: amino acid activation for nonribosomal peptide biosynthetic process; secondary metabolite biosynthetic process. The record is from RefSeq and is a predicted model, not a curated record. Gene Ontology annotation, molecular function: catalytic activity; phosphopantetheine binding. The transcript is spliced from 4 exons.